CCUAGUUUUUGGGAUUGAAUGUCCGAAGGAAAUUCAAAAUGGGAAAGAAUGGUUGAAAUCUCAUGUUCCUUCUCGAUCUUCGAUCUCCACAGUAUGACCUGCAAGAGAAGAAAUAACGGACGCAACAAGCACGGCCGUGGCCACAACAAGUUUAUUCGUUGUAUCAACUGUUACCGCUGCUGUCCCAAGGACAAGGCCAUCAAGCGAUUCACCAUCCGCAACAUGGUCGAAGCCGCUGCUGUACGUGAUCUUCAAGAAGCCUCCAUCUAUGAAGAAUACGCUAUUCCCAAGUUAUACGUCAAGUUGCACUACUGUAUCUCUUGCGCUAUCCAUGCUCGUGUUGUCCGUGUGCGUUCCGUUGUCAGUCGUCGCAACCGUGCUCCUCCUCCACGAUUCCGAUUCCAAAAGACUGCUAACAAGGCUUAAAUGGUUGUUUCUUAGUUUGGAAUGGCUAUGCGUGGUUGUAUAGUUAGUUAGUUCAUUGUAGCUAGUUAAUCUUUGUUUUUAUAUAAUACAUUCUCUCUUACAUUUUGUCUUUGUAUACAUAAAACAAAAGGAAGGAUUUGGCAACGAAC
This is a messenger RNA of Halteromyces radiatus, 575 nucleotides long. RefSeq names its product 40S ribosomal protein S26-A. Gene Ontology annotation, biological process: translation. Bases 19 to 426 code for a protein of 135 amino acids. The record is from RefSeq and is a predicted model, not a curated record. Gene Ontology annotation, molecular function: mRNA binding; structural constituent of ribosome. Lineage: Eukaryota; Fungi; Mucoromycota; Mucoromycetes; Mucorales; Cunninghamellaceae. Gene Ontology annotation, cellular component: ribosome; cytosolic small ribosomal subunit. The transcript is spliced from 3 exons.